AAAUUGCUAUCUUACUCUUACCCAUUUAGAGAUUUGGUGCUUAAGAGAACUAUUAUUAUUUAUCAAAUUCCUCGCAUUAAUUAUCAGUUAGCAUCAUAUAAAUUAAGAACUUCACCCAUGCCAUGUAUUAGCUCUACUUUCCAUACUUCACAUAAAUUCAAUAACGAUGAAACUGUAAGUUCACCAGCUUUUGCGGAUUCAGUUUCAGAAGGAGAUAUCAGAUGGAUUAAAAGUGUCGGGGAUUCUAUAAAUGUUGAUGAUAUAGUUUGUGAAAUUGAGACUGAUAAAACUGCCUUACCAAUACCUAGCCCAUACAAGGGAUUUUUAAAAAGUAUCUUAGUUGAAGAGGGUGAAAAGGUUAAAGCUCAUCAACCAGUGUUCAUCAUAAGUUUGGAGAGGCCUGAUUCACAAGGUGUAAAAAUUGACGAACAAGCUACAAGGAUAGCAUCCGAUAUCCCAGAAUCUAAUAUCAAAUUAUCCGACGAAUCACAAGAUCCUUUGAAAAAUGCCAACCAUUCAAAUGAUCAAAUUAUAUCAGUUCCUCAGCUACCAGAAUCAGUGUCCGAAGGCGAUAUUAGAUGGAUUAAAAAUGUUGGAGAUCAAGUAGAAGUAGAUGAAACACUCUGUGAAAUUGAAACGGAUAAAACUACGGUCCCUGUGCCAUCACCCAAUAAAGGCGUCCUGAAAGAAAUAAAAGUUGAGGAUGGUUCAAAAGUUCACGCUAAGAUGCCGUUAUGUGUCAUUGGCAGUGAAGGACUAGGAAAAUCGACAACUGCUUCCGACAUUAAAUCUACACCCAAACAAUCUCCGACAUCUACUCCUUUGAAUAUGCCUGAUCUACCUAAAGUCCCUAGAAAAGUUUCAAUAGAUAUUAAACCUUCAUUCGGAGAAACAGAUAGGACUAAUAUACCUAGCGGAGUAAUCGAUAAAAAACCCGAGUUUUUUCCGCCCUUCUUUAACACAUCCCAAAAGGCUAGCCAGGGAAAAGUAUCACCAAUCCAAAAACCAACAGACGAUAUUAGCCCUCAUACCAUAUCAGGAAGUAGGACAGAAACCAAGGUUAAGAUGAAUAGGAUGAGGAAAAGGAUUGCCGAGAGAUUGAAGCAAGCUCAAAACACGGCCGCCAUGUUAACAACUUUCAACGAAGUAGAUAUGAGUCAAGUAAUGGCACUACGCGAACGUCAUAAAAAGACUUUUUCUGAGCUGCAUUCAGGUCUUAAGCCUGGAAUCGCCUCUUUUUUCGUGGUUGCUAGCGCACGAGCUCUCACCAAGCAACCCAUAGUAAACGCUUUCGUAAUGGAGGAUAAUUCUCAUAUUUCUUAUAGAGAUUACGUGGAUAUAAGCGUAGCCGUAGCUACGCCAAAAGGCUUGGUCGUACCCGUGAUAAGAAACUGCGAAAACAUGAGCGUUGCUGAUGUCGAAAAGAAUGUAGCCUAUCUUAGUGAUAAGGCAAGGAAAGGUAAUUUGGCGAUAGAGGAUAUGGAUGGAGGGACCUUUACCAUCAGUAACGGAGGAGUGUUCGGUUCUUUAUUCGGUACCCCGAUCAUAAACCUACCCCAAUCUGCUAUACUUGGCUUGCAUGCAAUAACUAAGAAGCCCGUAGUUAUUAACGACAAAAUCGAAAUAAGGCCCAUGAUGUACGUGGCACUAACUUACGAUCAUCGUUUGAUAGAUGGACGCGAAGCCGUCACUUUCUUAAAGAGUAUCAAAAAUUAUAUUGAAGACCCGGCCUCUAUAUUAUUGGACAUUUGAUUAGAGAUUCUCAUUGGAAUAUCUUGUAUUACCUUUUUUUCCAUACCCAUUUUGCAAAGAUCCCGGCUGUUUUUUUCAUAGGUAUAGUUGGAAAACAUUAUAAAUAGCUUAAAUAUUUUAACGCUCACAUCAAUUAUAAUUUAUAAAAAGGCAUAUUUUUAACAAUAAUUUAAUAUUGGGGGGUGGGGCUAAAGUCUAACCCCAUUACAUGACACCUUUGAUAGUAAAUUUUACUAACCCAUUUUAUUGACCGCACAAACAUUGCACUACCGGUAUUUGUAUUUUCGGCGAAAAACACAAUUAUACGCAUUUUUGUAAGCAUGAAUAAUAUUUUUUUUCGCUUUAUUUUAUAUUUUUUCUUGCAAUUCCAUCCAGUUUAUUUAAAUCAAUUUUUUUUUGAAAAAAAUAAAUAAAGU
Molecule: messenger RNA, 2168 nt
Organism: Gordionus sp. m RMFG-2023
Lineage: Eukaryota; Metazoa; Nematomorpha; Gordioida; Chordodea; Parachordodidae
Product: dihydrolipoyllysine-residue succinyltransferase component of 2-oxoglutarate dehydrogenase complex, mitochondrial-like
Exons: 15
Coding region: 118-1752 (544 amino acids)
Biological process (GO): tricarboxylic acid cycle
Cellular component (GO): mitochondrion; oxoglutarate dehydrogenase complex
Molecular function (GO): dihydrolipoyllysine-residue succinyltransferase activity
Source: RefSeq, a predicted model, not a curated record